This is a messenger RNA of Brassica oleracea var. oleracea, 1923 nucleotides long. RefSeq lists its product as uncharacterized. Gene Ontology annotation, molecular function: zinc ion binding. NCBI's taxonomy places the organism in Eukaryota, Viridiplantae, Streptophyta, Magnoliopsida, Brassicales, Brassicaceae. The coding region runs from base 1 to 1923 and encodes 640 amino acids. The record is from RefSeq and is a predicted model, not a curated record. The transcript is spliced from 3 exons.
AUGGCUUCAGUUGAUGAUGUCGAUGGAGGAGAAACCUUUGAUGAAGAAGCAGAAGAGAGAGAUGAAUGUGAAAUCGAGCACCUGCUCAACGAGUUCGUCGACGAGCCUUCCAUUCGCCAUGAUCAGAUUCCUGAGAGUGAUGACGAGGAAGAGAAAGGCUGCAAGAAGAAACCACCAGAGGUAACUCACAUCAAACGCGGUGAUGGAAGCUUGUACAAAAAACAUACAUUCGUAAACGGGGUUGGUUUCAAAGAUUGUGUUCUAAACUACGCUCUUAAGACAGGUCACAAUAUCCAACAGUACAUGUAUGAUAAGGAUAAAAUUGGCUUUAAGUGUGUGGGUUCUAAUGAGGGAGGAAGCUGUGAAUGGAAAAUAUAUGCUUCAGUUCUGUCUAGUGAUAAUGUGUGGAAAGUGAGAGUGUUUGUUGAGAAUCAUUCGUGUGUGCCUAAUGGAGAGUGUUCGAUGCUGAAGGUUCCUCAAAUAGCUAGAUUGUUUGUUGAUAAAAUCAGAGAAGAGCCGGAUUAUUACAUGCCAAUGAAGAUUGAACAACUGGUUCUUGAGAAAUGGGGGAUCACAGUGUCAAGGGCUCAGUGUCAAGCUGCUAGAACUAAGGCGCUGAAGUGGAUUGAGUUUGAGUAUGAUCAUCAGUUCGCUCGUCUUCGAGAUUAUGCAGCUGAGAUACUUGAAUCAAACAAAGACUCUACUGUGGUGAUUGAGACUUUGAAAAAUACAUAUGGAAAAGAUGAGUUCAACAGGUUCUACAUUUGUUUCGACAACAUAAGAAGGACAUGGAAGGAGACAUGUAGACCUUUGCUUGGAGUUGAUGGAUGCUUCGUUAAACACAAGAUCAAAGGACAAGUGUUGGUGGCAUUAGGAAGAGACGCAGAUAAUGCCAUAUAUCCAGUGGCAUGGGGUGUAGUUCAAGUUGAGAAUACAGAUAAUUGGUUAUGGUUUGUGAGAAUGAUAAGGGAAGACUUAGGACUUGAUGAUGGCGAUGGGUUUGUUAUCGUGUCUGAUCGCCAAAAGGGUUUGAUAGCUGCAGUUAAGGAGGAAUUGCCUAAGGUAGAGCAUAGGAAGUGUGUGAGACACAUCUAUGAGAAUCUGAAGAAAAAACAUGGAAGUAAAAGCGACAUGAAGUCUUAUUUAUGGAGCUUAGCAUGGAGUUACAACGAAGCAGAAUAUAAGGAAAGGCUGGAUAGGAUUUUGAAUUACGAUGUUGGUGUAUAUGAUGAUGUAAUGAAGACAAAUCCGAAGUCUUGGUGUAGAGCAUACCACAGGUUGGGGCCGUAUUGUGAAGAUGUGGAAAACAAUUCCACGGAGUCUUUCAAUAACACCAUUGGAAAGGCAAGGGAACUGCCAUUUGUCCCUAUGUUCGAGACAAUAAGAAGACUUGCCAUGGCUCGGAUUGCAAAACGAUCGGCAAUCUCUCAUGCUCACAAAGGGAUUUGUACACCAUAUGCGACUGAGUUUCUUAAAGUAGAGAAGAAGAAAGCUACUGAAUGCACAAUUACAAGAAGCACCAACGGAAUGUAUGAAGCAAAGUUGGGUGGAUGUACUCACCGUGUCAGCUCGGAUAGAUGGACUUGCACGUGUAUGAAGUUUGAGAUUUGUGGUAUUCCCUGUGAGCAUGCCUAUGGAGUCAUUCUCCAUAAGAAGCUUAAGGCUGAGGACUUCGUAUGUAAGUGGUUCAGAACGUCUAUGUGGAGAAGAAACUAUACUGAUUGCCUUAUUCCAGUGAGAGGUGCUCGAUUUUGGCCUCAAACGAGUGCUCCGGACGUUCAUAUUCCACCUGAUCCAGACCAACCGGGGAGGAAGAAGCUGCCUAAAGCUGAGAAGAAAAGAAAGAAACCGGCUAAUGAGUCUCCAACCAAGAAGCAACCAAAACAUAAAAAGAGAAUAAUGCACUGCGAAGUCGAUAAAUGA